Onychostruthus taczanowskii (white-rumped snowfinch) is the source of this 955-nucleotide messenger RNA. RefSeq names its product DnaJ heat shock protein family (Hsp40) member C19 (gene DNAJC19). The record is from RefSeq and is a predicted model, not a curated record. The transcript is spliced from 6 exons. Gene Ontology annotation, molecular function: ATPase activator activity. Bases 110 to 460 code for a protein of 116 amino acids. Gene Ontology annotation, biological process: protein import into mitochondrial matrix. Gene Ontology annotation, cellular component: PAM complex, Tim23 associated import motor. NCBI's taxonomy places the organism in Eukaryota, Metazoa, Chordata, Aves, Passeriformes, Passeridae.
CCGCCCGUACCCGGGGCUGUCCCGGCGCCGUUCCCGCCCCGCGCUUUACGGCAGAGGCCGCGGUUUGCGGCGGGCCGGUGGGUGAGGGCCGGGCCGCGCUCGGGCGGACAUGGCCAGCACGAUGGUGGCGGUCGGCCUGGCCAUAGCGGCAGCCGGAUUCGCAGGUCGCUAUGCAGUAAAGGCUUUGAAGCAAAUGGAGCCACAGGUAAAACAAGCCCUUCACAACCUACCAAAAUCUGCCUUCAGUGGUGGUUAUUACAGAGGUGGAUUUGAACCCAAAAUGACUAAACGAGAAGCAGCUUUAAUACUAGGAGUGAGCCCUACAGCAAACAGAAAUAAAAUUAGAGAAGCUCAUAGACGGAUCAUGCUUCUGAAUCAUCCAGAUAAAGGUGGAUCUCCAUAUGUAGCUGCCAAAAUCAAUGAAGCUAAGGAUCUACUAGAAGACCAAGCUAAAAAAUGAAUGAGAAAGAAAAUCACUCAUUCAGAGGGUUUGUCCCUGCAAAUGAUUAUUUUUGAUAAAUGGCUUAAGAAAAGUUAUAAUGUCAGUCUUUGACUUAAUGAAGCUGGAAAUACAAAUCCAGGGAGGCACUGCCCUCCCAACUUGGUCAUUUUUUUUGGAAAUACAUGAGGGAGUGAAGCUUAAAGAUUUUUUUCAUAGCUGUUCUUUGUUAAACAGCAAAAUCUGCGACUCAAAUAUUUUCAGUGCUUGAGAGCAGUGACUUGGUGUGGCCAGUGUGUGUUACCAGGCACAGGUAGACUCGUGUGCUGUCACCUCAUUUCUGUUGGACUGGCCAUGUUUAAAGUUCACACUGCUGCAUUUCCAUCUGCUAAAAUUAGCACACUGAACCUGUUUGGGAACGGGGUGGAAAAACCAAGAGGAUUUAUUGGGCAGGAGGAACUGGGAGAGAUGUGUGAUUGUCUCUGCCUGGAGAAAUAAAGUACAGGAAACAAUGUA